GUGUUACUCGAAAUUAUGCACUGAAAACAGGAAAGCUGUCAACACCAUAUAAGCUCUCGAAAUCCUCUGAGAGAUAAGCUCCGUGCGUUUGUUCAAAAUGGAAAAACAGGCCGAUAUCUUCUAUCGCGAACUUCCAAAAGUGGAGCUCCACGCUCACCUCAAUGGCUCCGUCAGCUUCCAGACCAUCGAGAAGCUUAUUGCACGCAAGGCUCAUCUUAACAUCGAGCACAACAUGACCGCCAUCCGCAACGGCCAGCGGAGGACAAUGGACGAGUGUUUUCGAGUUUUUAAGGUGAUCCAUCAACUGGUGGACACAGAGGAGGAUAUUUUUAUGGUGGCCAAAGAUGUUGUGAAUGAGUUUGCAGCUGACGGAGUCAAGUAUUUGGAGCUCAGAAGUACACCAAGGGAGGAGAUAAAAACAGGACUGACCAAACGGAGAUAUGUAGAGACUGUUCUUGAAGCCGUCAAGCAAUGUAAAGGCGACGGCGUAGAUAUUGAUGUCAGGUUCCUAGUUGCAAUCGAUCGAAGGAACGGAACUGAGGUUGCGAUGGAGACUGUGAAACUGGCGGAAGAGUUCAUGCUGUCCACAGAUGGCUUAGUGGUGGGGCUCGACCUGAGUGGAGACCCAACGGUGGGCCAUGGCAGAGAUCUACUCCCGGCCCUGGUGAGGGCCAAGAACUGUGGACUGAAGCUUGCGCUCCACCUGUCAGAGGUCCCCUCCCAGUUGGAGGAGACUGAGCUGCUGUUAACUCUUCCUCCCGACAGGAUCGGCCACGGCACGUUUUUGCAUCCCGACGUAGGCGGAUCUCAGACCCUGGUUGAUGCAGUGGUGAAGAAUAACAUACCACUGGAGCUCUGCUUGACGUCUAAUGUCAAAGGUCAAACGGUGCCGUGUUACUCCGAACAUCACUUCAAGUUCUGGUAUCAGAUGGGACAUCCUAGUGUGAUAUGCACUGACGAUAAGGGAGUCUUCAGCACCGAUCUAUCUCAGGAGUAUGAGCUGGCGGCGACCACGUUCGGGCUGAGCCAUGAGGACGUGUGGAAGCUCUCCCAGCAAGCCAUAGAUUGUACUUUUGCCCCAGAGACCCUGAAGCAGCAGCUGAGGCAGAGGUGGAUUGACCUACGACCUCGUGUUUUCCGAUGACAUGUCAUGGAGUCCUGCCCAACGCCAUUUUAACCUCUGUCCAAACUUUUUAUUACAAAAAAGGGAAUUUGAUUCUCAUAGACAUUAAUGAUAGGCAAUGCUCUGAGGAGUUAUGGUACCAGUCAAUCCUUUCGUACAAAUUUCCUUUGUUUUUUAUGGUUUAUGUGUAUUCUGUGUUGACUAGACUUGUGGUUAUUGGACAACAGCGCAAACAUUGCUCCACGAGUGUAUAAAAUAUAUAAGUUCAUUGGUCCAACAUCAAAACUCAUCUCUUCUUUCCAAAUUUGGCCUUUUUGCCACCGCCCUUCUUCAAUUUGCCGUGUUUUGGCUCCUCUGGAACUUCCACAUGGCUUUCCACAUCCAGCUUCCUCUUCUUGUCGCUGUGGGUAGUGCAAGAGUGUUAAAAUCCUACAUUUGCACAGCAGAAAUGUGUUCAAAACAACUCUUAAACCCCACAUACCUCUUUAUACUGACGACAGCCGGGUUCCCCGCCUUCUUCAAGACAUGGUCCCACUCGUCAUCGUUUCCACGGAUCUUGUACCUUAAGCAGAAAGGAAAAGUGAGUUUCAAUGGGCUGGGAGAAUUAAUCAAUUACAGCAGAUACACCAAUACAAUGAUGCUUUUUGUGUGGAGCUGCUGAUUUAGAGGGAGAAUUCCCCACAAACACUGCCCAUGGCUUGUACUACUCACUCUUCAAAGUUCAGCUCCUUGAUUUUCUCCAGGUCUUGCUUGUGUUUUUCGUCGAACUCCUUGGCAGCCUCAUUCUGCCAAGGAAGAGGGCAGGGGUUGAGUGGCAGGACUUUAAAAUGAUUUCGCAGAAUGAUAACAAACAAAUACGUUGAAAUACCAGAUCAUCUGUCAGACUCCCGACUGUCGGCUCCAUGGUGAUUUCUUUCGACGCCACCAUCUCUGCUUCGACAGCCUGCUCUUGCACGUUGCUGAAAACCUAGGAGAGGUAAUAAUAUCUGUGACCAUGUGGUUCCAACGCCUCUCUUAAAACAGAAUCAACUCCGAACACAAUGUUAGCUUAACACCCAGGGGCGACUCCAGGCGCCCACUCACCUGCACGAUCUUGCGAAUCAGGCGGUUGAACAGACCCAUGAGCUGUGUGCCUGGCAGCUCAAUCUCCUUCUCCAGCUGAUUCACUGUCUUGUGCUGCAGCCCGACGCCCAACAGCAGCGCCUGGACGGACCCAAGAGGACUGUGAACACUCCAUGGCACACUCUUUUUACAUAGAUAACUUUUCUCUGUUUGUUUGGGCCUCUGUCCAGUUAAAAUAAAUGAUCUAAUAAUUUAUUUUCGGUAACUGAAAAUGCCGCCAUUGACAAAACCUUCCUGAGCGGGUCUCUCAAAACCAAGAUGUGCAUUUAAGUGGACAGCUGACAA
Messenger RNA from Gadus chalcogrammus (walleye pollock), 2530 nucleotides. It is a transcript of the gene mapda, whose product is annotated as adenosine deaminase-like. Gene Ontology annotation, molecular function: adenosine deaminase activity. Lineage: Eukaryota; Metazoa; Chordata; Actinopteri; Gadiformes; Gadidae. The record is from RefSeq and is a predicted model, not a curated record. Gene Ontology annotation, biological process: inosine biosynthetic process; adenosine catabolic process. The transcript has 10 exons. The coding region runs from base 98 to 1144 and encodes 348 amino acids.